Molecule: messenger RNA, 839 nt
Organism: Oryzias latipes (Japanese medaka)
Lineage: Eukaryota; Metazoa; Chordata; Actinopteri; Beloniformes; Adrianichthyidae
Source: RefSeq, a predicted model, not a curated record
CUCCACGCACGCACGCGCAGUGUUGCUUGGGCUGCAGUGUUAUGAUAGACACGCGCUUCGUCUGACGUGUACGUUUACACAAUCUGAUGGAUGGUGUCAGGUCUGUUAAAUUAAGGUAAAAUAAACAAACUAAAGGCUUUUACCGGCUGGAUUCGGGCCUAUUUUCUUUGCCGCCGUUAGACCGGAUCCUGCUGUCGAGAGGAAAAAGAAAGAAAUGGAUUUCUACUUCGAUGACCUACCUUCCACCUCACAGUCCACCCCGAAGAAAGCGCAGGAUGACACGCAGAUGGAGUCCGAAGACGCAGAGUUUAACUCCUCAAAGGACAGGUCCUCAAACAUGAGCAUGUGUGAGGUUCCAGAGCAGAGCAGCAGUCUAGGCAUAGAGGACAUCAGCCGCCGAGCACAGGAGACGGUGGAGGACAUCAACCACAGCCGCACCAAUGACCAGAAAGUGAUGGACGACUUUCAGGAGAAAUUAGCAGAAAAGGUGACAGAGACGUGUCGGCAGAUGAAGGAGCACAUGUACACGGUUUACGAGGAGAACAGUGACGAGAUGCAGGUGAAGCUGCAGGAGCUGUCCAAGGUGCUGGAGAGCUGCUCCAAGCUGAACCGGGAGCUGCUGGAGGCGGCUCAAGCGCUGGCCUUCCUCCGAGAAGGCCUGGCCAUGAGUCAGAGAUCAGAAUCCUAACUGCCUGGUUCACUUGUUUCUGAGGAAAAACACCUGUUAUUUAUUACAUUAUCAGGUUAGCGGGGUUUGUGGAUUUCUUUGACCUUUGGUUUGUGCUAGCAGUAAGAAAAUAGUCAUUUCAAAGCUAAAUCCCUAUUUAUUUUAUUUGUUU